GCCGACCCGCAGUUUGCCCAGUGGACCACGGAACCGUGGGGUGUCUCGGUCGGGGUUGGGCUCCAGAUGGUGCUGGGUCGCUCGCCUCCGCGCCGAGAAAGGAGCUGCGUUUUAUUGUCGCACUUUGCUUUCCUCGGGCCCCUGUAGAGACUGAAGCCAUCGCCCGGUAGCCCUGGUCCCUUGCCUGGGUUUGGGACCGCGUUCCUGCGGAGUCCCCAAAGGAACGGCGAGCCGGGGACCCCGGGGGUGCGGCGGUCGCAGUAUCUGAGGAGCCGCGCCCCGCUUGCUUGAGAGGGUCUUUCGAAGCAGGCGAAAUUUUCUUUAUUGUUGAUACCUGGUUAAUUAUGUCAGAUUGGCUAUGAAGAAUCCAGUGUAUUGCAGAGGAAACUUUGCGUUCCCAGCAACUUGGUGAUUGUCUCUUUUAAGUGGUUAAGUUUAAGAUAUCAUAGUUCAUUCGGGCAACCUGAUCUGGAGAUGACUGGGAAAGAAAUCAGUUUCCAGAUUUGAUCGUAAAUGCAUCAUAAAGAGGCAGCCCAGAAUGAAGAAAGCAAGCAGGAGUGUUGGCUCAGUGCCUAAGGUGUCUGGGACAAGUAAAACACAAACGGUAGAGAAAAUUAAGCCUGAAAACAGCUCUUCAGCAACUACAGGAGGAAAACUUGUAAAACCUGGAACUGCAUUAUUGUCAAAGACCAAGAGCAGUGAUGAUCUUUUAGCUGGAAUGGCUGGAGGGGUGACAGUGACGAAUGGUGUUAAAGGAAAGAAAAGCGUCUGCCCAUCUGCAGCAUCUUCAGCAUCUACCCCUGCCAUGACCACUGUGGAGAACAAACCCAAGAUCAACACAGGCACCAGUUCUUCAACCAAGCGGAGCACUUCUGCAGGUAAUAAAGAAUCCAGUUCUACUAGAGAAAGAUUACGUGAACGUACUCGAAUAAACCAGAGCAAAAAACUGCCUUCUGCAGGUCAGGGAGCUAAUGACGUGGCAUUGGCUAAACGUUCCCGCAGUCGCACUGCUAUGGAAUGUGAUGUUCGUAUGAGCAAGUCUAAAUCGGACAAUCAGAUCAGUGACAAAGCUGCUUUAGAAGCUAAAGUGAAAGAUCUUCUCACGCUAGCAAAAACCAAAGAUGUGGAAAUUUUACAUUUGAGAAAUGAACUCCGAGACAUGCGUGCUCAGCUGGGCAUUAAUGAAGAUCACUCCGAGGGUGAUGAAAAGUCUGAAGAGAAGGAAACCAUUAUUGCUCACCAGCCAACUGAUGUUGAGUCCACUUUAUUGCAGUUGCAAGAACAGAAUACUGCCAUCCGUGAAGAACUCAACCAGCUAAAAAAUGAAAACAGAAUGUUAAAGGACAGGUUGAAUGCACUGGGCUUUUCCCUAGAGCAAAGGUUAGACAAUUCCGAAAAACUGUUUGGUUACCAGUCCCUGAGCCCAGAAAUUGCCCCUGGUAACCAGAGUGAUGGGGGCGGAACUCUGACUUCCUCAGUGGAAGGUUCUGCACCUGGGUCAGUGGAGGAUCUCUUGAGUCAGGAUGAAAAUACACUCAUGGACCAUCAGCACAGUAACUCUAUGGACAACCUGGACAGCGAGUGCAGUGAGGUUUACCAGCCCCUGACCUCAAGCGAUGAUGCCCUCGAUGCACCAUCAUCUUCAGAGUCAGAGGGCAUUCCAAGCAUAGAGCGCUCUCGUAAAGGGAGCAGUGGGAAUGCUAGUGAAGUGUCUGUUGCUUGCUUGACAGAACGGAUACACCAGAUGGAAGAGAACCAGCACAGUACAAGUGAGGAACUUCAGGCAACUCUGCAGGAACUAGCUGAUUUGCAGCAGAUUACCCAAGAGUUGAAUAGUGAAAAUGAAAGGCUUGGGGAGGAGAAAGUCAUCCUUAUGGAGUCCUUGUGUCAACAAAGUGAUAAGUUGGAACACUUCAGCCGACAGAUUGAGUAUUUCCAUUCCCUUCUAGAUGAGCAUCAUAUUUCUUAUGUUAUAGAUGAAGAUGUAAAAAGUGGACGCUACAUGGAAUUAGAGCAACGUUACAUGGACUUAGCUGAGAAUGCCCGUUUUGAGCGAGAGCAGCUUCUUGGUGUCCAGCAGCAUUUAAGCAAUACUUUGAAAAUGGCAGAACAAGACAAUAAAGAAGCUCAAGAAAUGAUAGGUGCACUCAAAGAACGCAGUCACCACAUGGAGCGAAUAAUUGAGUCUGAGCAGAAGGGUAAAGCAGCCCUGGCAGCCACCUUAGAGGAGUACAAAGCCACAGUGUCCAGCGACCAGAUAGAGAUGAAUCGCCUGAAGGCCCAGCUGGAGAAUGAAAAGCAGAAAGUGGCUGAACUAUAUUCUAUCCAUAACUCUGGAGACAAAUCUGAUAUUCAGGAUCUCUUGGAGAGUGUUAGGCUGGACAAAGAAAAGGCAGAGACUUUGGCUAGUAGCCUGCAGGAAGAUUUGGCUCACACCCGAAAUGAUGCCAAUCGAUUGCAGGACACCAUUGCCAAGGUAGAGGAUGAAUACCGAGCCUUCCAAGAAGAAGCUAAGAAACAAAUUGAAGAUUUGAAUUUGACAUUAGAAAAACUAAGAUCAGAGCUGGAGGAAAAAGAGACAGAAAGGAGUGAUAUGAAAGAAACUAUCUUUGAGCUUGAAGAUGAAGUAGAACAACAUAGAGCUGUGAAACUUCAUGACAACCUCAUUAUUUCUGAUUUAGAGAAUACAGUUAAAAAACUCCAGGACCAAAAACAUGACAUGGAAAGAGAAAUUAAGACACUUCACAGGAGACUUCGGGAAGAAUCUGCAGAAUGGCGGCAGUUUCAGGCUGAUCUACAGACUGCAGUAGUCAUUGCAAAUGACAUUAAAUCCGAAGCCCAGGAGGAGAUUGGCGAUCUGAAGCGCCGGUUACAUGAGGCUCAGGAAAAAAACGAGAAACUCACAAAAGAACUGGAGGAAAUAAAAUCACGCAAGCAAGAGGAGGAGCGAGGUCGAGUAUACAACUACAUGAAUGCUGUUGAGAGAGAUCUGGCAGCCUUAAGGCAAGGGAUGGGACUAAGUAGAAGGUCCUCAACUUCCUCAGAGCCAACUCCAACAGUAAAAACCCUCAUCAAGUCCUUUGACAGUGCAUCUCAAGUACCAAGCCCUGCUGCAGCUGCAAUUCCUCGAACACCUCUGAGUCCAAGUCCUAUGAAAACCCCUCCCGCGGCGGCUGUAUCUCCCAUGCAGAGACAUUCUAUAAGUGGACCAAUCUCAACAUCCAAACCCCUCACAGCCUUGUCAGACAAGAGACCAAACUAUGGGGAAAUCCCAGUUCAAGAGCAUCUGUUAAGAACAUCGUCAACUAGCCGACCUGCUUCUCUACCAAGAGUACCUGCUAUGGAAAGUGCCAAGACCAUCUCAGUAACUCGACGAAGUAGUGAAGAAAUGAAACGGGACAUCUCUGCAUCUGAGGGAGCAUCGCCAGCCUCUCUUAUGGCUAUGGGAACCACAUCUCCACAGCUGUCCCUGUCCUCCUCUCCCACAGCAUCUGUGACCCCAACCACUCGAAGCCGGAUAAGAGAAGAAAGGAAAGACCCUCUCUCAGCACUGGCAAGAGAAUAUGGAGGAUCAAAGAGGAAUGCCUUGUUGAAGUGGUGCCAGAAAAAAACAGAAGGCUAUCAGAAUAUUGACAUCACAAACUUCAGCAGCAGCUGGAACGAUGGGUUGGCUUUCUGUGCACUCCUGCAUACAUAUCUUCCAGCACAUAUUCCAUAUCAAGAACUGAACAGCCAAGAUAAGAAAAGGAACUUCACACUGGCCUUCCAGGCAGCUGAAAGUGUUGGCAUCAAAUCCACACUGGACAUUAAUGAGAUGGUACGCACUGAACGGCCAGAUUGGCAAAAUGUGAUGCUGUACGUGACGGCGAUCUACAAGUACUUUGAAACCUGAGCAUACUGGGAGGAGCUGCCGCUGACUGGGGACCUCGGCAGUAACCAAGCAACACCAACACCCUUAGCUAUGCACCCCUCAAGCUUUCAGCAGCUCUGGGCUGUCCUGCAGCGUGUGAGCCUCAGCCUGGGACCUCUGCAUCAGAAGAACUCAGGCCUGUAGCCCGUGGCACACACCAGGGCUCCUCCAUGUGGCCUGUCCACCCAGUGCAUGUGGGCAUAGCACACAGCAUGCAGACUGGCUUCCUUCUGAAGACAGAUUGAACUCCAUUAGUGCCUAGGAUACAAAAAACAAAAGGCUGAUACCCAGCGAAACUUGGGGGAAAGGAUUCAAUUAUAGGAGAUUUCUAGAGGUUGGUAAAAAGC
Molecule: messenger RNA, 4257 nt
Organism: Chinchilla lanigera (long-tailed chinchilla)
Lineage: Eukaryota; Metazoa; Chordata; Mammalia; Rodentia; Chinchillidae
Gene: Specc1l
Product: sperm antigen with calponin homology and coiled-coil domains 1-like
Exons: 16
Coding region: 539-3892 (1117 amino acids)
Biological process (GO): actin cytoskeleton organization
Cellular component (GO): filamentous actin; microtubule organizing center
Molecular function (GO): protein binding
Source: RefSeq, a predicted model, not a curated record